This is a messenger RNA of Phytomonas sp. Hart1, 2079 nucleotides long. NCBI's taxonomy places the organism in Eukaryota, Euglenozoa, Kinetoplastea, Trypanosomatida, Trypanosomatidae. The record is from the annotation of a GenBank genome assembly.
GCUGCAUUGAACUAAUAUAAAAGCGUGACCGCUUACCUAAUCCACAUUUUUUUACAAGCUUGAGUCGUUUCACCACAUAUUAAAGAACACUCAAACUUUAAUACCACCGAUUUGAUCUAAAUAUAUCGAUAGUUAACUCGUAUUCUGGAAUAUUCCUCCACGUGUGCCUUUCUCAUUGUUGCUCAUACGCCGUCUAUGCUCCGCAGUGUGCGCAGUCGUGCCAAGCGCAAGGAUGAGCCCCGUGUCCUCAUCCUCGGCCUGGACAACGCGGGGAAGACGACCAUUUUGAAUAUGCUCCGGCAGGUGGCGGAGAGCCCUUCGGCGACCGCGCCGGAGGGCCCCACACAGGGCUUCAACACGAUGGAGCUCACCCGCGAUGGGGUCCACCUGCGGCUCUGCGAUCUUGGCGGGCAGCGCUCGAUUCGGGAAUUUUGGAAGGACUACUACGAGAACACCGAUUGUGUGGCGUAUGUCGUCGACUCGUCGGAUAUCCGUCGUUUAGAGGAGUCCUGCCAAACCUUUCAGGAGGUUUUGGAAAGCAUCCCAAAUGUUCCGGUAUUGGUCUUUGCGAACAAGCAGGAUCUCGCCACCUCGAAAACCCCAGAAGUAAUAGCCUUGGCGCUCAAACUUGAGGAGCAUCGGGAACGCAAAUGGCAGAUUCAAGGCUGCAGCGCCAAAACAGGCGAUGGACUCAAUGAGGGCUUUCAAUGGAUUUCUUCCAUAUGUAUAGUGAACCCUUGAUAACUAACCAAGAGUUCUGUUAAGAGCCGAUAGAGAAACUCAAAGACCUAAUGACCUUGACUAUGUGACUGUAGUUUGUUAGAAUUAUAUCCCGAAAAACUUCGAGGCCUGUACCAAAGAAGAAAUAUUUGAAUUAUCAAAUUGAAUGUCUUACUGCUGUUCAGUAAUGUGAAUAAGGGGAGGGGAAGAGGGAGGAGGAAGAUACGUAUCCGCCGUUUUCUUCUUGUGUUUUUAAACUAUUAAAUCCUCCUUUUUCAGAAGAAACCAAGAGGAUAUUCUGAAGUUUCUUGUAUUCCGAUUUGUCGUAUUUCUAAUGCCAGCAUUUUUCUUCUAAAGGAGGUUAUAAUUUACAUUAAAGUAUUGACAUUUAAUUCAAUCUAUCCUCUUAAUACACACUAUGACUAUCGUUGCUACUGCUCUAAAUUUUAUUGUCUUGCCAUGAGAAGGUAUUUCUUAUUAUAAUUAUUAUUAUAAACUAUCAACAUUACACCAGAAAGACCGCUAUUCCAGCAUAAGCAAUUCUAACAAAUUUAUACAUGAGUUGUUGUUAAACAGCAACUCGGAGUAUUUACUAAGCUAUUUAUCUCCCUAUUCGCAUUUCGCUUACCUAUACUAUGUUUAAGAAAUCAUUAGACAUUAUUUUAUUCUUUUUUUUUAAAUGACUAAAAUAACAUUUUAGGCUCUUUUUAUCCUCCCUUAAGCCAUAUGUGGCAGGACUGUUCUGGUGUGCAUAAAAAAAGAUAUGCAAGCAAUGCCAACCCUUAAAAAAAAAGUUACAUUGUCGGGUAACUAUCCUCAAUAGGCUCCAAUGACAAUGUUUAACUCCAAAAUGUUCUCUUACGAAAUUAGUUUGUGAGUCUUGAGUUAAUCUAUCGCACUGCUCUGUCGUGAUUGCUCAAAAACUAGGUUUUAUUGAAAUUGUAAGAUUAUUUGCUUCACGGUGAUUCUUUACUUGUGUUCAGCGUGGAAGUGCAUUCGGUUUGUACUGUCCUCAUGUGAACCAUAAUACCAUGCUCAGCUGCGUCUUCCACUCUUGGUUAUGAAAUCUCACCGCAGUUUGUCCUUUUCUGUGCAUCUAGGAGUGGGAUUAACCUGCACAUUAAAAUCAGAAGGAAUCGUAUGGCAGAUGCAGUCAUAUGCGGUUUUACAGUGGAUUAUGGCGUCAUGAAGAAAAGGGUAAGGUUGAGGGAUGAAUAGCUUAGUUUUUUUUUCUGAUAGUCACAUUAGUUGAGCUAUACACGUAUUGUGCGGAUUUAUUCUAUAUCCAACUAAAAUGAUAAUGGUUUUAUUCUAUUUUUUGAUUUAGUCUCUAUGAAUCGUGAAUGAUGUAAUAAAAAA